AUGGAAUCUCCAAAUGUCCUUAAGGAAACAUUAAGAAUAUUGAGGUAUAAUUCUAUUACAUUCAUGGCAAUUGGUGCAUUACUUAUUUGCCCCGUUUCAACAAUUCAUUUAUCGAAUAUAUUAAUCGAUCAAUCACUUGUUGAAAGGGUUACUUCACAACUUCUAUUGAUUGCCAAAUCAAGUGGGCUUCCUAUAAACCCCUUUGUGAAGCAGUGUUGCCAUGAGUUUUCAGAAAUGGUGAUUUCGGGCAUAGUUUGUUUCCCUUUGUACAUCACUUUGUUAUUGAUUUCAAAAGCGGCUGUUGCCUAUUUAGUUGAAUGCACCUAUUCACGAAAAAAGUUUGAUUCAUACAAGUUCUACGUGAUCAUGAAAACUGUUUGGAGACGCGUUUUCUCAACUUAUUUGUUGAUUUGUAUGGUGAUCAUUGGUUGUAUCACUUUAUUAAUAAUGCUACUUAUUUGUGUAAGCAAUUUGUUAUUCGUAUUUGGGCUUACAUCUAAUUUAAUUGCAUACAUUGCCAUUGCAAUCGGGUUGGUUUUCUCAUUGUUCUUGGCACACACUCUUAUUGUUUGUGAUAUUUCUAUGGUGAUAUCUAUAUUGGAAGAUGUAUCCGGGCCUCAAGCAUUGUUGAGGUCUAGUGUGCUUAUUAGAGGUCAAACACAAGUUGGCUUGAUCAUAUUUCUUGGAUCAACAAUUGGGAUGGCACUUGUUAAGGGACUAUUCGAGUAUCGAAUGAAAAGUUUAGGUUACGAAGAGAAGGGUUCAAGAAUAUGGGAACGACCCGUUUUGGUGGUCAUAUAUAGCUUUCUAGUGCUUAUUGAUUUUAUGAUGAGUACGGUUUUUUACUUUAGUUGCAAGUCGUAUAGUUUAGAAGCAUCAAAUGUUGAAUGUAAACCAGUUUUAGAAAAUGUGUGUAGUCCUGUUGGUUCUUUGGACGAGGAUUGA
Messenger RNA from Erigeron canadensis, 945 nucleotides. RefSeq lists its product as uncharacterized. Lineage: Eukaryota; Viridiplantae; Streptophyta; Magnoliopsida; Asterales; Asteraceae. The transcript has a single exon. Bases 1 to 945 code for a protein of 314 amino acids. The record is from RefSeq and is a predicted model, not a curated record.